CAUAGACUGAACAUAAACUGAAGCCAAAGACUGGGUCACGAUCAAUCUAUGAUCCUCCGGAUCUUUCUUCAGGCUUGAAGCAACGAUCGCCUCAUCCGUAUCAGAGUCACAUACGAGUGGAGCCGUCAUGAUUGAUACUCAAGACCAAAUUAAAAGUUUUUUUUUUCUUUUUAUCUCAAAAGUAUGUGCACGCUUUCUUUGAUUGUUUUUGAGGCGCAAAUCAUUAUUUCUGAUAGAAACAAACACACUCAAUGUAAACUGUGGUUAUGAAUAUCAGUUAUUGUAUGCUUGUGAAUGAAAGUUGUUGGAAACUUGAAAUGUUUUAAAGGGAGUCUUUAAAAUGUCCUGAAUGUGACAUGACGUUCAGUCCAGCAGCUUGACUUUUGCUGCGGGAGUGUCCGGGUAUGGUCAGGCUUUUAAUUUGAAAUCCCAACAGCGGAAGUAGUUAAAUCCAGUUUUCCGUCUCGUACUGCGGGAGAUCCACGUCACGCUUCUGAACCGAGCGGUACCGGUGGAACCAGGAUGGCAGACGAGGCCACGCGCAAGGCGGUGUCCCAGAUCCCACUUCUCAAGACGCACGCGGGCCCGCGGGAGCGCGCGCUGUGGCCGCAGCGCCUGAAGGAGGAGUACCAGGCCCUGAUUCGGUUCGUGGAGCAGAACAAAGCCGCCGACAACGACUGGUUCCGCCUCGAGUCAAACGCGGACGGCACGCGUUGGACCGGCACGUGCUGGUUCGUGCACGAGCUGCUGCGGUACGAGUUCCGGUUGGAGUUCGACAUCCCGGUGACGUACCCGGAAACGGCUCCGGAGCUGGCCAUCCCGGAGCUGGACGGGAAGACGGCGAAGAUGUACCGGGGCGGGCGGAUCUGCCUGACCGAACACUUCGCUCCGCUCUGGGCGCGGAACGCCCCGCGCUUCGGGCUCGCGCACCUCAUGGCGCUCGGGCUCGGUCCGUGGCUCGCGGUGGAGGUUCCGGACCUGAUCGGCAAAGGGCUCGUGACCCACAAGGAGCGGCAGCGCGAGGCGGCCGAGUGACGUCACAGACCCGGCAGGAGCGAGACUUUUCAAAAUAAAGGACUUGUAUUCUCA
This is a messenger RNA of Oryzias melastigma (Indian medaka), 1089 nucleotides long. RefSeq names its product ubiquitin-fold modifier conjugating enzyme 1 (gene ufc1). Lineage: Eukaryota; Metazoa; Chordata; Actinopteri; Beloniformes; Adrianichthyidae. Gene Ontology annotation, cellular component: cytoplasm. Gene Ontology annotation, molecular function: UFM1 conjugating enzyme activity. The record is from RefSeq and is a predicted model, not a curated record. Gene Ontology annotation, biological process: protein K69-linked ufmylation. The coding region runs from base 523 to 1035 and encodes 170 amino acids. The transcript has a single exon.